AUGAUCUACUAUAGCUUUUAUGUUUUGAUAUGUGAGCUAAAAGACACGCUAACUAGAAUAUUGGAUAACUUGAGUGGUAGUAUUGAUGAACCUUUGGAGGAUGGGGAUAGCGCUCUUCAUUUGACCUGUUUGUACGGCCAUUUUGGAUGCGCACAGCUUCUACUAGAAAGAGGAGCUGAUUUGGAGGCUAAAGAUGAGGAUGGAGCAAUUCCUUUACACGAUGCGUGUGCAGGAGGGUUUUUGGAGAUAGUCCAACUUCUACUUAACAGAGCUAAUGACGCCGAGCAUAUAAAAAGGAUGUUAGAAUCAGUCGAUUCUGAGGGUGAUACUCCUCUUCAUCAUGCUGCAAGAGGUGAGCAUGCUGAUGUAAUUAGGUUAUUGCUUUCUAAUGGUGCAUCAGCCACAAAGGAAAACUUAUAUGGAAAGACCCCUGCAGAGUUACCUGAACACGGCACAGAUGCUAGGAGGCUGCUUGAAGCUGCUACUACUGCCAUGGCAACCUAAUAAUAGGCAUUAACAUGGUGAUUAGUACAAAUAUUUAGUUUAAUUUUGAUAAAGCUCAAUGUUUGUUCAUAAAUUUGUGUAAUUAAUGUGUACAUUUGUAGUAUAUGUUAUGACUUGUAAAUGUGUACAUAAAUU
Lathyrus oleraceus (garden pea) is the source of this 639-nucleotide messenger RNA. RefSeq lists its product as uncharacterized. Gene Ontology annotation, biological process: protein ubiquitination; positive regulation of protein catabolic process. NCBI's taxonomy places the organism in Eukaryota, Viridiplantae, Streptophyta, Magnoliopsida, Fabales, Fabaceae. The record is from RefSeq and is a predicted model, not a curated record. Gene Ontology annotation, molecular function: protein binding. The coding region runs from base 1 to 504 and encodes 167 amino acids. The transcript is spliced from 6 exons.